UCGAAAAUUAAGUUUGACGUAAGAGCCUACAAAAUUUUCGAGUGCACUUGUAGAAAGCAAAACACAAAUUACAUACAUGUAACAUGUUCUCAUUGAAUUCUAUUAAUAGUCAAAACCAGAUUCUAGUUAGUUUUAGUCAGCUGUCAGCUCGGUAUUCAAGUCUCUUUAAGCAGCGGAAACAUGGCGGUAAACACAAGCAUGUGAAUAGAAAGGAAAGUUCAGUUUAUGAUAGUAGUUACUGCCAGGAGAGUUUAGAGGAGGCGUUACGGAAUUUUGAUCAGCAUGCCCUAGCUGAGAUGCGUAAGAUCGACGUACGAUCCGUGGUGGGGCUCAUGCGGAAGCCUCUCGAAGUUUCCAGCAAAAAGGUUUCAUACAUAUCUUCAGCGUCGUUUGAACAAAAUAAGAAUGGAUGGUCAGUCACAACUCCAACAGUAACUGUCGACUUCAGCAGAAGGAAUACCAGAUUCAGUUUCACGGACAACUUUGUGGGUCUACUUGCGAGGAGCAUACAGGACAGCACCUUCAAGUACAAUGUGCAGGUGCGGGGGUUCAAAACCGAGCGAAGUAUACAUGCAGACCUGAAACGGAACCCCAACAUCAUAAAUAGACUGCGUAAGUUCUUCGGUCUGAAUGUGGUGGAAAGUGCGGAGAGGCCAGGAGCCCUGGGCCCGGAGGUGGCGCCCCGACUGGAGAAGCUCCUCAGCGAGGACACGCUGCUCAGUAACCAGCAGAAGGACAAGAUCAAAAUCGCAUUUGCCGAGGGAUACCUAGCUGGUUCACACCCAGAAAACGUGCGCGGCACGAAAGCUUCCAAAUAUCUAAAACUAGUGCAACAGUUACUUACCAUCGUGCUCUUCCUCGCGAUCUUCGUUAGUCUCAUGGCGUCUGUCAGCGGGACAGUUUUCCGGAUCCAAUUAGGGAACCAAAUGGAGGUGGACCCUGAGGACAUCUCCGUCACCUUCGACGACGUCAAGGGAGCUGAUGAGGCUAAGCAGGAGCUUCAGGAUGUGGUGGAGUUCCUGAAGUCCCCGGAGAAGUUCUCGUCGCUGGGCGGCAAGCUGCCCAAGGGCGUGCUGCUGGUGGGUCCGCCCGGCACCGGCAAGACGCUGCUGGCCCGCGCCGUCGCCGGGGAGGCGCGCGUGCCCUUCUACCACGCGGCCGGGCCCGAGUUCGACGAGAUCCUCGUGGGGCAGGGCGCGCGGCGCGUGCGGGACCUGUUCAAGGCUGCCAAGGAGCGCGCCCCGUGCGUGAUCUUCAUCGACGAGAUUGACUCGGUGGGAGCCAAGCGGACUAACAGCGUGCUGCAUCCGUACGCCAACCAGACGAUCAACCAACUGCUAUCGGAGAUGGAUGGAUUCCAUCAGAACGAGGGUGUGAUCGUGCUGGGCGCCACCAACAGGCGGGACGACCUCGACCAGGCGCUGCUGAGGCCCGGACGGUUCGACGUAGAGGUGAACGUGCCCACGCCGGACUACGGCGGACGGCGCGAGAUCCUGCAGCUGUACCUCGCCAGGGUGGCAGCACAUCCGGCGGUGGAUGCGGAGCGGCUCGCCAGGGGCACCACCGGCUUCACCGGCGCGGACCUCGAGAACAUGGUCAACCAGGCCGCGCUCAAGGCGGCCAUGGAGGGAGCGGGCGCGGUCAGCAUGGCGCACCUGGAGGAGGCGCGGGACAGGGUCCUCAUGGGGCCCGCCCGCCGCUCGCGGCUGCCCGACGCGGAGACCAACGCCAUCACGGCCUGCCACGAGGGCGGACACGCCAUCGUGGCGCACUACACCAAGGACUCUCACCCCCUGCACAAGGUGACGAUCAUCCCCCGAGGGUCGUCGCUGGGGCACACCGCCUACAUACCGUCUAAGGAGAGGUACCACGUAACGAAGCAGCAGCUACUGGCCAUGAUGGACACCAUGAUGGGCGGCCGCGCCGCUGAGGAGCUUGUCUUUGGACUUGACAAGAUCACAUCCGGCGCGUCGUCGGACCUGCAGCAGGCGACGGCCAUCGCGAGCCACAUGGUGCGGGAGUGGGGCAUGAGCGACAAGGUCGGCCUGCGCAGCCUCGACCCCCACCCGCCCCACGCGCCCCAACUGGGGCCCGGCACCAACGAGCUGGUGGACGGUGAGAUCAAGAAGCUGCUGUCGGAGAGCUACGAGCGUGCGAAGGCCAUACUGCGAGCGCACGCCAAGGAACACAAGGCACUGGCCGACGCGCUCCUCAAGUACGAGACGCUGGACGCGGAGGACAUCCUGGCGAUCGUGAACGGAGACAAGGUGGGGGACAAGUCGCCGCCCCGCCCCCGCGACCCGCGCCCCGCGCCGCCGCCGCCCCGCCCCGCGCCGCACCCCGCCGCCGCCUAGCUGAUGGCGUGACGCGGGCUCGACGCGGACUGUACAAAGUGUAUUGAGAAUUUUGCAGGCGACACGCUUCCACGACUAAGUAAAUAAAAAUAAGUAAAACCUGGUUGCAGCCCUUAGUUUCUUUGUAGUUUUGUUGAUACGUAGCGAACAUAGCACUCUUUGUACGCAGUCGGACAAAUAUUGAUAUGUAAAGCAUAAAAAAGAUUGUAAAUCAAUGUCAUUAUAAAAGAAGUUAUAUUAAAAAAAAUAAGCUUUAAACUCCGCCAUUUUGGAUUUGGGAUUAGGUCAUUUUAUUUCUCGUAUUCUUGCCAACAAAUCUUUCAUGUAUCAUGAAAAUGCAGCAGAAAAUAAUUAGUUUAAUAACAAUACGAUUAUAUACAUAUUAAAUUUAGAAUAUAACUUAAAUCUAAACUGUUUUAAGUUUGACGCGGUCAUUAUUUAUAAGUAUAAUAAGUAAAUCACGGGAUCUUACCACGUUUUACUUUUGUUGAGUUCCCGAUA
Molecule: messenger RNA, 2855 nt
Organism: Achroia grisella
Lineage: Eukaryota; Metazoa; Arthropoda; Insecta; Lepidoptera; Pyralidae
Gene: YME1L
Product: ATP-dependent zinc metalloprotease YME1L
Exons: 17
Coding region: 84-2354 (756 amino acids)
Biological process (GO): mitochondrion organization; protein quality control for misfolded or incompletely synthesized proteins
Cellular component (GO): mitochondrial inner membrane
Molecular function (GO): metalloendopeptidase activity; ATP hydrolysis activity; ATP binding
Source: RefSeq, a predicted model, not a curated record